This is a messenger RNA of Diachasmimorpha longicaudata, 1096 nucleotides long. It is a transcript of the gene Dhpr, whose product is annotated as dihydropteridine reductase. Bases 80 to 793 code for a protein of 237 amino acids. NCBI's taxonomy places the organism in Eukaryota, Metazoa, Arthropoda, Insecta, Hymenoptera, Braconidae. The transcript has 5 exons. Gene Ontology annotation, biological process: L-phenylalanine catabolic process; tetrahydrobiopterin biosynthetic process. Gene Ontology annotation, molecular function: NADPH binding; 6,7-dihydropteridine reductase activity; NADH binding. The record is from RefSeq and is a predicted model, not a curated record. Gene Ontology annotation, cellular component: cytoplasm.
UCUUGAAUCGACAAUUUUCCUCGGAGAAGGGGCUGUCACUCCCCUGUAUUUUGGUCAAAGCCUGUCAUUAUACUGAAAAAUGGCCUCGGUACUGGGACGUGUGUUUGUUUACGGUGGCAAGGGGGCCCUGGGCUCCGCCUGUGUCACUAAAUUUAAAUCUCAAAAUUGGUGGGUCGGAAGCAUUGAUAUGAAAGCUAAUGACGCUGCUGACGCAAAUGUCAUCGUCAAAGGGGAGCAAAGCUGGAAGGAGCAGGAAGCUUAUAUCCUGGAUCAAGUUAAGGAGAUUUUGAAUGGUGAGAAAGUCGAUGGGGUUAUCUGCGUCGCUGGGGGAUGGGCCGGGGGUAAUGCAGCCAACAAGGACUUCUUGACAAAUACAGAAUUGAUGUGGAAGCAGAGUGUCUGGAGUUCUACGAUUGCGGCUAGCAUUGCCGCCCAUUAUUUGAAGGAAGGGGGGUUCUUGUCCUUGACUGGGGCUAAGGCUGCGUUGGAGGGAACUCCCGGAAUGAUUGGGUAUGGAAUGGCCAAGGCUGCAGUCCACCAAUUGACCAAAUCUUUAGCAGCUAAAAACAGCGGUCUUCCACAGGACUCACUAGUCGCUGCGAUCCUUCCUGUAACUCUCGACACUCCCAUGAACAGGAAGUGGAUGCCUAAAGCUGACACAUCUACAUGGACCCCUCUUGAUUUCAUAUCCAACCUCUUCUGGAAAUGGUCUCAGAAUGUUGAACGGCCAGCGAGUGGAGAACUCCUCCAACUAAUAACUAAGGACAACAAAACUGAGGUCACAUCAGCCUAAAAACCCACCCAGGAAAGACGCAACAUUAUGGCUAGUCUACAUGACAUGACAUUUAUUGAAAACAUAAAAAAUACAGUAGCUCUAUUACAAAUUUACAAAAGUUCAUUCAAUGUCACCCGUAUCAAUGAAUUGCCGUUGAAGUUACUCAAGUUUAUUUUUUAACAUUUUUCUUUCAUGAGAAAUUGGGAAGAAGGCAGUUAUGUUUGUACGUAAUAUACUCAGUUCUUUCAUAAUAGUUUUUUAUGCAUUUUGUACAGUACGAAAAGUCCUAUGAAGUUGUGCAUUAAAAAUUGGUUCAACACA